This is a messenger RNA of Lactuca virosa, 1173 nucleotides long. NCBI's taxonomy places the organism in Eukaryota, Viridiplantae, Streptophyta, Magnoliopsida, Asterales, Asteraceae. The record is from the annotation of a GenBank genome assembly.
GUGUGGACCACCAUGUGAUCCCAUGCACCAUCACCCCUAUUUACUCCACCACCUCCAUUUCCCCCCUUUCCCUAAACCUAAAAAUUUACUUCCACCAUCUCCUUCAUAUUUACACACUCAGACCAACCAUCUCUCUCUCUCUCUCUCUCUCUCUCUCUCUCGGUGUAAAUUCUUCCAAACUGCUAUGCUGUAAAAACGUAGUUCCGCCAUGGACGCACAGGAUAAGAGUAGAAUGUAUACGGAUGCUGAUUAUUAUCCUCAGGUGUAUGAUGAUGAUGAUUAUUUGGGUGACAUUCUUAAUAUCUUGGAUUACCCUGUUGAGACUUUGGAAGGAGACGCUCUUGUUGAAGAUUGGGCGGAGAAACUUGGUCCUAUCCCGUCGGAGGUUUUCAGAGAGAUUCUCCCGCCGCCAGUCAGCAAUGUCAAUGGCGGUGGUGGUGGUGGUGGUACCGGUGGUUCUGCAGAUUCCUUCCCGGAAAGUUGUCUUCUUAAAGACACGCCAAUUCUAUAUGAAGAAGAAGAUUUAACCUUAAAAAAAUCAAAACCAAGAUCCUUUGAAGCACCUAGCCCUGAUUCAGUCCUUGAACGCAGAAUGUCCAGCUCAGCAGGCAAAACAAUCUCAUUCGGAACCGAAAUCGCAAUUCCGGUCAGGACUCGAACAAAACGGGCACGGUCAACCCUGACCGAGAGUCCAUGGUCAAAGUCAACUCUACCAAUCCCUCUUCAAAAAGUCAAGGAAAAGAAAAAGAGAAGAAAUUUUGGUCAACAACAAAAUGGUAACAAUGAAAACAAGAAAUGCAGCCAUUGUGAGAUAACUAAAACCCCACAAUGGAGAGAAGGCCCAAUGGGCCCAAAAACACUUUGUAAUGCUUGUGGGGUCCGCUACAGAUCCGGGCGGCUGUUCCCGGAGUACCGCCCGGCGGCUAGCCCGAGUUUUGUCCCGGCUUUGCAUUCAAACUCUCACAGGAAGGUGGUGGAGAUGAGAAUGAAGGGUGGAGGAGUGAAUGAUGAUUAUUUUAAAAAGAAAGUGUGGAGCUCCAAUUUAAUAGACACUAGUUGAUUUUUGUUAGUUGUUGAUUUUUGAGCUUGUGUAAGACUUAGAAAAUUAGAUGAUUGUUAUGAUUUUAUUAAAUAGGUGAUCGUUUGUUUGAUUUUUGGUUCACAAUUUUGGCA